AUGCUAAGAAGAGGAGCUGUGCGUUUGGGCUCGUCUUAUAGUACUGCUACUGCUAAUACUACCGCUGCUAAAGUAGCGUCGCUGGCCAGUUUGCGGACAGAGCUCGUGUACAAGCCGACCGCCAGAUUCUAUGUCACCAAGACUGCGACAAAGAAGGAGACGCAGCUCGCAGUGGAUGCCGGCGGUGCGGCAACGACUGCGGGUGGGCACAGCGUGCCCAGACACCCAGCAGUGAGUGGUGGGAUGGCCGAUGAGGCGAUGCACGUGCACACUGCGGACUCACAGGUGCCCACUCCCUCCGUUUACGAUGCGCCUAUCCCGUCUGCCAUCAACUUCCUGAAGUCUGUCCCCAGGAAACAGUUGCUGUCGCUGUUCGUGAUCGGGGUAUGCUCUUUGAACAAGUUCGUUUUGGACACUUGUAUCAAAGUGUUCCCCUUCGUGCCAGUGCCCAUCAUUAGGCUCCUGAUCUCUGACUUGUACUGUGGCGGGGAGACCAUGAAGCAGGUGACGGACUGCGGGGCGCAGUUGCAGAAACGAGGGAUAUCAAACAUGAUGCUGUCCCUCACCAUAGAGGACUCUGAAGGAACGAAGAACAUCGACAUCAACCACAUCGUCGACGAGACCAUACAGUCCAUCCACCAAGUGCUGAGACCAAACCUGGAGUCGCAGUUGGAAAAGUGCACCCCAGAGCAAGUCAACGACAUAGCCCCAGGUUACAUCGCUUUGAAGCCAUCCGCACUGGUGAAGGACCCCGCACAGGUGUUGCUGAACUUCAAUAACCCGGAACCGUACUGGCAGGCGCAGAGACAGGUUCUCAUUGACAACUGCUCCAAGAUAACGGAAGAGAUAUACAACUUGAACCAAGAGUUCGCCAAGAAGUACCCAAACAGAGUCUCCCCCUUUUUUGUCUCCACCAUCGACGCGGAGAAGUUCGAUUUGCAACUAAACGGUGUUUACGAUCUGCAAAGAGUCCUGAUGCAGAAAUUCAACCCCGUGGACGCUCCCUGUGUCUCCGUGAUCGGGACGUGGCAACUCUAUCUGACCGAUUCGUAUAACCACCUGUUCCACGAGUACAAACUCGCAAAGCAGUACGGGUACAAGCUGGGACUCAAGAUUGUAAGAGGCGCUUACAUCCAUUCCGAGGCUAACAGAAGCGAAGUCAUCCACCCAACAAAGGAGGCCACCGACAAGAACUAUGACCACAUAAUGCAAACUGUCAUAAGCGAUAUGAUAAACAAGGGCUCGAAGUCCUUCUACGGGCAUCUAGUCAUUGCCUCGCACAACUACCACUCGCAACUGAUAGCGACCAACAUCCUUGACACCCACAAAUCGAACAAAUUUGUCAACGCCAACGUGAUCUUGGGCCAACUGCUCGGAAUGGCAGACAACGUCACUUACGAUUUAGUGCAUACCCACCACGUCAAGAACAUCAUCAAGUACGUCCCAUGGGGUCCAGCAAACGAAACAAAGGACUACCUGCUCAGGAGACUACAGGAGAACGGCGACGCGGUCAGGUCCGACAACGGCUGGCCUCUGAUUAAAAACAUCAUGCUGUCGUUGAGCGGUAGUAAGUAA
Messenger RNA from Huiozyma naganishii CBS 8797, 1575 nucleotides. It is a transcript of the gene PUT1, whose product is annotated as proline dehydrogenase. Lineage: Eukaryota; Fungi; Ascomycota; Saccharomycetes; Saccharomycetales; Saccharomycetaceae. The transcript has a single exon. Gene Ontology annotation, cellular component: mitochondrion. Bases 1 to 1575 code for a protein of 524 amino acids. Gene Ontology annotation, molecular function: proline dehydrogenase activity; FAD binding. The record is from RefSeq and is a predicted model, not a curated record.